AUGAGUAUCCCCACACGCGAAUUUGGCAAAACCGGUGAAAAGGUCAGCUCCAUCGGUUACGGCGGCAUGGGCCUCGCAGCCUUCUACGGAGAACCUGCCCCACAAUCCACGGUAGAUGCCAUCUUGGACAAAUGUCUUGCUAACGGUGUCACCUUUUGGGACACCGCCGAUAUGUACUCGCCUGUCAAGUCGCGUAGGCUGGGAUACAACGAAGAACAAUUCGGUGCUUACUUCAAGUCGCACCCAGAAGCGCGCAGCAAGGUGUUCCUUGCUACCAAAUUUGUCAACCGUGUCAAGGAGAAUGGCGAGAGAUUCCUGGACGGCUCUCCCGAGUGGUGCCACCAGGCAUGCAACGACUCGCUGCGUCGAUUGGGCGUGGACCAGAUCGACCUGUACUACGCUCAUCGUUCUGAUCCCAACGUCAAUGUCACUGAAACCGUAAGGGCAAUGAAGGAGCUCAAGGAUCAAGGAAAAAUUCGUUACAUCGGCGUGUCCGAAUACAACCUCGAACAGCUCGAGGCUGCAAACAAGGUGGCUCAUAUCGACGCGAUUCAGAUCGAGAUUUCGCCUCUGACUCCCGAAGCUUUGACCAACGGUAUCCUGGCUUGGGCCGAGAAAAACGGCACAGCACUCGUCGCCUAUUCGCCACUCGGCCGAGGCUUUAUGACGGGGCAGUACAAAUCGGUUGAAGACUUUGAUGAGGACGACUACCGCCGCUUCAGCCCUCGUUUCCAAGGCGAAAACUUCCAGAAGAACCUCGAGCUUGUCAGCAAAAUCAAGAAGAUCGCCGACAAAAAGAGCGCUACCGCCGGCCAAAUUGCUCUUGCCUGGGUGCUGCAAAAGUCGCCCAUCAUCAUCCCGAUUCCCGGCACCAAGAAGGAAAAGUAUCUCGACGAAAACAUCAACUCUGUCCAUGUCAAGCUUUCCGAUGCUGACGUGGCCGAGAUCGAUGACGUUAUCAACAGCUUCGAGGUCUCUGGCACAAGGUACGCUCCCGAGUCGAUGAAGGUGUGUGCAUUCUAA
Messenger RNA from Mycosarcoma maydis (corn smut), 1023 nucleotides. RefSeq names its product putative aldo-keto reductase yakc [NADP+]. Gene Ontology annotation, cellular component: cytoplasm. Bases 1 to 1023 code for a protein of 340 amino acids. NCBI's taxonomy places the organism in Eukaryota, Fungi, Basidiomycota, Ustilaginomycetes, Ustilaginales. The record is from RefSeq and is a predicted model, not a curated record. The transcript has a single exon.